Messenger RNA from Mizuhopecten yessoensis (Yesso scallop), 1557 nucleotides. RefSeq lists its product as uncharacterized. The record is from RefSeq and is a predicted model, not a curated record. NCBI's taxonomy places the organism in Eukaryota, Metazoa, Mollusca, Bivalvia, Pectinida, Pectinidae. Gene Ontology annotation, cellular component: cytoplasm; nucleoplasm. The transcript has 2 exons. The coding region runs from base 156 to 1469 and encodes 437 amino acids.
AAUAACAUGUUGUCAGUGUCUGUAAAUAGAAUUUCUAUACGUUACCUGACGGUUGUGCAAUGUCAACGGUAUAAAUAAGUUGCAAUGAGUAAGCCAACGCCAUUUGCAUUAGCCGGCUUCUCCGGUUGGAAGCCGCUCAACAGAAGACAGAUGGCAUGGCGUCUCUUUUACUAACUUCCCGAUCGGUCGAGGAUAUCUCAUUUUCAGACACCGUGAUGUCAGGAGACGGCAAAGUCUGUCCAUCGCCUAUGUCCACUUUUGGAAGCGAUUUCAAUGACAAUUUAUUUUUACAAGCGUCGAAUGCUCAUAAUUUUGAAAGGACAGACUACAAGGAGUUUCCUUCAGAAACAACAAACAAUCAGCAACGACUAACAGAACCGGAGCACGUGGAAAUGAUAAACAACAAGGAUGAUGAGGAUGAUAAUGUAGAGGAAGAUGAUCAAACUGAAGAUGCAGAUGAUGAUACGGGAACAAUCUUAAACAUUGCUAUUUUUGCAACAAAUGUGAGGAAAUCUGACAUUCAAAGCGAAAUGGAUAAAUACUGCAUAAAAGUUAAAUCAAAAGUAAACAUUCAAAAGCAUAGAAAGAAUGGUGUUAAAAAUGCUAAGAAGGAAAAAAGGAGAAAUAUUUCAGCAGAAUUUUCUUUUUUAAAUGUUUCCCUUUUCCCCCGACCAUGUCAUAAUCCUACAGACACCAGUGAUAGAGCCUUAGAACAAUACCAUGCAGCAGAACAAAGUCUAGAUGACUUUGAAGAUUUAGUUGCACCCUAUAAUAAAGAAUUAGAAAUGGAGGGAAAAUGCGCAAAACUUGCUAAAUAUACACAUUGUGAUAGAGACAGGAAAAUUAAAAAAGCUCACAUUCAAGUAAAGGACAAGUAUUGUACAAGUGUGAGAAACAAUCAUGGACGCAAACGUUUUUACAUUCAUCAUCGAGUUUUUAAACUCAUGCAUCUGGAGCUGCAGAGAUAUUCCUACAUGCCCAGUCGAAGGAGAGGAAGACUAGGUAUCAAGUGUGAGGAGAUGACAGAAAUAAGACGUGCUGCCAAUACUGCAGUCCGUCCAGUAAACAACAGACCUCAGCACAGGUCACCGGCACAAAACUUGGCCUAUGCCAUUGACAAUAACAAUGCUGCCCAGGACCUCGACAAUGCACUUGUGAAUCUCCUCAUCACUCUUCAACAAAGGGACAUCACACCAGAGGACUAUGAGACACUUCUCCAACUUGAUGAGAGUGUAGCACCAAAAACAUUAGAGCAAAACGUUCUGGAAUCCUUCAGGACUGACACCGUUAAUGAGAGCUGUGUCAAUGACACCUGUGCUAUCUGUAUGGAACAGUAUACCCUGGGACAACCCAGGAAAUUCCUCCCCUGUAAUCAUGUCUUUCACACAAACUGCAUUGAUAUGUGGCUGAACAAUUCCUCUCUGAAUUGUCCAAUAGAUAAUUUACCAGUGGAUGGGUCAAACAGCUGACCCUUAUUAUAAGUUUUUGCUUUGGUUGGUUUGAGCAGAACCGAUAUAACUAUUUAAAAUAUGGAAGCAAUAAAAACCUGAAAAUCCA